Molecule: messenger RNA, 3088 nt
Organism: Porites lobata
Lineage: Eukaryota; Metazoa; Cnidaria; Anthozoa; Scleractinia; Poritidae
Source: the annotation of a GenBank genome assembly
ACAUUAAUCUAUAUACAUAGUUGGCUAUAUAUUGCUACUGUAGCUUACUGUAAAGAUGAAUUCGAAGCAAACUCAUUUACCAACAAGCAGAUUGUGUGGGCAACCUAUGGUAUGUAUAACCACGAAGGAAUGCUCUUCCCAGGGUCUAAGUGUCCUGGCCAAUAUGGCGGCGUGGAGCUUUUAGUUUGGAUCUUCCAUCGUUCACAGAGUCAGUCAUUGUUGCAGUACAAACCUAAUUUAAGCUUAAUAGUACCUACAAAAAUUUCAAGAAAGGACUCUGCAAUAUAAAAACCAAAAUACCAAAGAAGUCAAUAGAAUUAGAAGGCCAGGACAGACAUUUACAGGGGGCACCGAACGACGAUUUCCUCCUAACUGCGUUGAAAUUAUGAAAGAAUUCUCCUUAUCGAGUAGAUGGCUAGCAUGUAAAAGUAGGCGGUGAUUUCAGGCUUUAUCUUUCGCACCUUCCUGUAGUUCCCCAAAAAGUAGGCGGCUCAAAACUCGAAGUAGCCAGUUUUUAGCCGGCUGCCGGCACUUAAUGAGAACCUUGUAGACUAUACAGUACUUUUAAAUCUCUAGAAGUGCAUUCUAAGCGGAGCUAUAAAAUUUGUAUCUCAGACCUGCCAACCCCUGAUAAAGGAAAAUCUGGAGACCCAUGAAAAAAAAUCUGGAGAUUCUAUAAAAAAUAGUGAGAUUUUAUUUUUUUCCCGAUCAAGAUUAAACAAACCCCUUUUCCAUCGAGGAAUAUCAUUAACAGUUUAUUUAUUUAUUUAUCGCUUUCCCGCGCUGAACUUACAAAGACUACUGGGAAACUAAACAUGGGAGACGCCUGGGAAUUAGACCUCGUUCCCAGGGCCUACUCCCCUUUCAAAAUGGCGGACAGACACGAAGGAAAACGAUUAAGUUCAUUGAAGACAAGCGAAAAUCAGGGCCGGGUACAAAAAAGUAAGAACAGUGUUCUUCUUUAUUAGUUUUUCACUUUAUGGCACAAGCAUUCCUCGUUAAUUUCCCAUUUUUAUUCUGAUUCAACAACUUAAAUAAUUUCAGAAUGAUUUUUCCCAAAACCCGUGAGAUUGAGGAGCCUUGUCGUGAGACCGUGAGAAAUGACAAAAAAUCGUGAGACUCACGGCAGAACCGUGAGAGUUGGCAGGUCUGGUAUCUGUUAGGACAUCCUAGGGCAACUUGAGGCUUUUCGAAAUUACAAGGGCUUCAGUUUUAUUUUCCUGAAAGUAUGAGACCGUAAGUUGAUUAAGGUCAUUCCUUAUCACCUAGAGAUAUACGCCAAGAGAUCAGAGGCACAAUUUAAAAGAUUUGACCAACAAGAAACAAGGAAGGUAAAUACAAUAUUAAAAUAAUUUUAUUCUAUUUAUAUACAUUAAGCAGUCUAGAUAGCAACACAGUGUAGAAGAUACAAGAAUUCAUGGUCAAAACAAACUACACUGUAAAAUUCAAACUGCACGAUAAAUGGCAUAAGACAUAAUACCGCCCCUCUCAAACAUGCAAAGGAAUAAUCCAGUUUUAAACCUGUGAGAGCAACAAUGAGGAUGCAAGGGCAUUAUGUUAGAUGCCCUAUGAUAAAUUCUAACUUUUACAUAAAAACUUUGAUUAAACAAUAAUAUAUACUUAGGGGUCAACUGGGAUUUGAACUCAGCAAAGAAAUGGGAUACACAUUCUCCCUGAACUAUAACAUGCAAAGUCUGAUUAUAUAAGGUAAUAUACACCAGCUCAACUGUUAUUCAUACUUAGCAAAGAAUUGGGAGGCAGCAGCUUUCUGAACAAUGAAUACGAACUUUAAUUAUCCUAAUGAGCAAAAAGACUAAAAUGGGGCAUGGGUGUUAGAGAAUAGAAAGUAGAAAUAAUAUUGUGACAAGCUGUCUUCUUAGACUGCAUCCACUUACUAAAAUCAACAUUAUUCCUUUUCGCUUACUGACAAGAGUCGUACAAAUUUUUAUUUACCAGCCUUUGAACUGUUUUGGUUUAAUAUCAACCCUGCCAAACCAAUUCUUUCCUUUUCAAAGUGUCUCGACCAAAUGAAGCGUUUAAAGGCACCCAGGCCCAUGGACAGAAUUCUCCCCAGUCCCCCUCUACUUUUCAUCGCUAUCUUUACUUCGCACCGCUCUCCACUAUCUGAACGCUUGGAACAGGCUAAAUUUAAAGAUACAUGGAUUUUCUCCCGGGGAGUAAACCGCUUAUAUAAGCCGACUAGGUAUGUGCCAGCCCAAAGGGUGUGGUUUUUGCACCUUUUUGGUCUAAAAACGGUCAGGACUUGGAGAACCGGGGGGCCCACCCCUACCAAGAACCCCCAAGAGCACCCCUCUUUGGGAUUUCAGUCACUUUCAGGUAGUAAAUAACACAAAUAAGCAGCCACGGUUUAAAUACUAGGGCCACGCGUGAAUCGCCGAGAGAGAGAGUUAGCUUCCUUUUUUAUUGGGUACUUUGUUUUGCUCUGCACGUAAGUUUUGUUUACUCUUUUUAGAUAACUCAAUCUAAGAGAAGAGCAGGUAUAUUAAAGUUGUUUAAAAUGUGUGGGCCCUCAAAACAAAAUGAUUUGAAAAAUCUUAAUUAUGUGCCAGUAAUUUUCGGAUCUCGCUUUAAAUUAGAUAAUGCAAUCAUGGUUAGGGAUAUGUACUAGCGAAGGCUAGGGAACCUACCUUGUGACAGGUAAUCACUGAUUUCAAAAACCUAUCACAAUAAAAUUUUGACUGCCAGAUAAAGAGUAUUUCAACAAAUCAUAUCUGACUUCAUCAUUUUGUUAUGCUUUAACUAAUUUUUUUUUGUCUUCUUCACUCAUGUAGGUAACAAUUUAAUAACAAUCUAACAGAAGUACAGUCAUUAAUUGUUCAGUGCUGACCAAACUAAACCAGGAUAUUCUUAAAACGGUAAGAGCUUGGAGCUUGUAACAACCCCAAUCCCGAUCUUUAUUUAGUGACUUAACAAAUUAUGGCUCCUAAAGAUCUUCCUUGAGGUAUUAGAAUACAUAAAAAUUCUGAUAUUAAAAUUAGAUAAACUGGGAUUCCAACCCAGCAAGCAAGGGAGACAGGAGCUCCGUGGACUGAAUCUUCAGUCUAUCAUAGUUAUUACUUACUAUUAA